Messenger RNA from Zasmidium cellare ATCC 36951, 1338 nucleotides. RefSeq lists its product as uncharacterized. Bases 1 to 1338 code for a protein of 445 amino acids. NCBI's taxonomy places the organism in Eukaryota, Fungi, Ascomycota, Dothideomycetes, Mycosphaerellales, Mycosphaerellaceae. The record is from RefSeq and is a predicted model, not a curated record. The transcript has 2 exons.
AUGACAACCAAUUCAUCAUUGACCUCUCACGGAACUACACAAGCCACUGGCUGGACCCCAUCACCCAAUGUCCGUGGCACAUUCGACAUUAUCUGGACUUGUCUGCAGACUAUUGCGCUUUGCGCAUGGACCUCCAUCUGUGUUAACCUGCCUUCACAAUAUGACGGGUCAUCGGAAAUCAUGAGGGACAAGUUCAACUUUUUGCUGUUGAACCUGCUUAGUCCGGAUCUCGUCUUCCUUUUGGCUUAUCUGCAAUUGGAGUCCGCUCGGGCGUCAGUGACGCGUUUCAGGGCUGACGGUUAUCACGACUGGACAGUGACGCACGCUUUCUAUGCCGAUAUGGGAGGAUUUGCUGUGCAGGCGCCGAACUGGAAGCGUUUUCCGGUGAAUGCGAGACAACUCCACUAUCUCGUUAGCAAGAAAUACAUAGAGUACCCGUUGAUACCUCUACGAGAUAUCAAGGCUAAAGCGAAGACUGAUGGACUUGGGAGGGUCAUAACAAUUGGUCAAAUUGUUUUCUUCACAGUCACAACACUUGGGCGAGUUGUACAACACCUUGCGAUCACGACUUUGGAACUGACCACGCUGGGCUUCGUCCUCUGCACGGUUGCAACCUCGAUCUGUUGGUGGUACAAGCCGAACGACGUCGAAGUUGGUCAUACUUUGACCCUUUGUACAAGCAUUGAUGAGAUUUUGCGCCAGGCUGGCAAAGAUGCAGACGGUGCUUACCGAGACACCCCUCUGGACUUUGUAGCACCAAACAGGUGGGCUGGAAAUGUAAUCUGGCCAUACUGUGUGAACACUUUACGACAGAUCGGCCUCUUUCCCGACAAGCACAAAUCCCGCCCGCUCCAGAAGCUUUCGUCAUUCAGCUUCCCGAAGCCACCGUCACGCUACACUGAAUUGCUUGUGCUUUGGCUAGGGCUCGCAUACGCAGCCAUUUUCUUCGCGGCAUGGAAUUUUUACUUUCCAACGGAGGUGGAGUGCCUGCUAUGGCGUAUCUUCACCACGAUGCAAUGUGUGUUGUCAGCAGUGGUCGGCUUGCUCCAGGUGUGCCGCUACACAUUACCAGAAAAGUCCCGAAAAUUGGAUGCAGAGGCUGCAAACGUGCCACAUGGCUUCUUCCAUGAAGUCUGGAACAAACAACUUAACAAUUCCAUCAGCAAGCACCCGUUCUACAAUGUCCCGCUACGCUCUCUACUUCUGACCAUGCCGCUAUGUGCGGCAUAUUGUAUCUGCCGGUGGUAUUUGCUUUUGGAGGACAUUAUCGGUCUGCGCUCAGUCCCCUUGAGUGCCUACCAGACGGUCGAUUGGAGCCGAUACUGGCCAUCAUUUUAG